This is a messenger RNA of Dendrobium catenatum, 2472 nucleotides long. Its product is annotated as coronatine-insensitive protein homolog 1a-like. The transcript has 3 exons. Gene Ontology annotation, cellular component: SCF ubiquitin ligase complex. Bases 531 to 2291 code for a protein of 586 amino acids. Lineage: Eukaryota; Viridiplantae; Streptophyta; Magnoliopsida; Asparagales; Orchidaceae. Gene Ontology annotation, biological process: SCF-dependent proteasomal ubiquitin-dependent protein catabolic process. The record is from RefSeq and is a predicted model, not a curated record.
CCAAUCUCUUACGAUUUUUACUGGGUGAGUGGGUGACAAUAAAUUAAAAAAGAUAAAAAUUUUAAACUUUUUUUCUUUUUUGGAAGGACACAUGAUUGUUUUUCGUAUGUUCUAUAUUUAUUUAUUUAUUUUUCUCACUGCAAUUCGGAUAAUAAUUAACAAUGAAGAAGAAAAGGAGUGGACGACAUCCUGUGAUGAGGAAGACUCUGUGAGCUACAGUGGAUUCUUUUGGUCUACUUCUAGACCGUGGCGGGCGUCAAUCCGAUGAUUUCCUGGGCGGAAAUUGCCGGUGGACGGAGCCGCCGAAUUUUAGAUUUCAGCCUUGGUUAGAGUGGGCGUGAUAGGUCUGCCGUUCUGAAGCUUCCAGGUUGCUUACCUGAACUAAGGAUUCAUGGAUCCGUCCUUCUUGUCUCCUUCAAUUCUUUUGUCUCUGCUGUGAGAUUCGGUGAUUGGAGUAGUUUGCUGUUUAAGCUUAUAAGAUUCACAGGGACCUGCCGAGCUGGGAGCCUUGAUAACUAAGAACGGCGGGGAUGGAGAACAGGGAACUCAAAAGAGUAUUUAGCUUAGGGAUGUGGGAUUUGGCGCUCGAAUGCGUGAUGGAUUACAUACACGAUCCUUGCGACCGAGCUGCGAUCUCUCUGGUCUGCAAGAAGUGGCACCGAAUUGAUUGUCUGACGCGGAAGCACGUGACGAUCGCCGUCUGCUACUCGACAACCCCGCAGAGACUCUAUAAGAGGUUUCCCGGGGUGGAGUCACUCAAGGUCAAAGGGAAGCCCCGAGCGGCUAUGUUCUUUAAUCUUAUCCCUGAAGAUUGGGGAGGCUACGCCGGGCCGUGGAUCAACGAGGCUGCUCUUAACUUUACGUGCUUGAAAUCGCUUCACUUCCGCCGGAUGAUUGUGAAGGAUGCAGACAUUGAUAUCCUGGUUCGUGCUAGAAGUCAUACUUUGCAGUCGCUGAUGCUGGAUAAAUGCUCUGGGUUUUCAACAGACGGUCUUCUUUUUAUUGCCAACUCCUGCAGAUCCCUCAGAACUUUAUUUCUGGACGAGAGCUCCAUCUUUGAGAAAAAUGGAGACUGGCUACAUCAUCUUGCAAUGAACAAUUCUGCUCUUGAGACGUUAAGUUUUUAUAAUACUGAGCUCCAGGUUUCAUGGAAAGACCUCGCGUUAAUUGCAAAAAACUGCCAGUCUCUUGUUUCUCUGAAGAUUAGUGAAUGCGAUAUCUCUGACUUAGUUGGCGUCUUGGACAUGGCUACUGGGCUAGAAGAGUUUGGUGGGGGUUCUUUUGAUGGUCAAGCUGGAGACGAUAAUAAGUACAGCAAGAUUUCUUUUCCACGAAAGCUACGUAGUUUAGGUCUCAGCUACCUGGGGAUGGAUGAGAUGCACAUAAUAUUUCCAGUUGCUGCUGCCCUGAAGAAGUUGGACCUACAAUAUACAUUUUUAAGCACUGAGGACCACUGCCAGCUUAUUCAGCGUUGCCCUAACUUAGAAGUUCUUGAGGUGAGGGAUGUGAUCGGAGACAAAGGUCUGCAAGUUGUUGGCAAGACCUGUACGAAAUUGCGAAGGCUUAGGAUAGAAAGAGGGGAGGAUGAACUAGGCCUAGAGGAUGAACACGGCAAGGUUUCACAUAUAGGCUUAUUAGCUGUAGCUCAAGGUUGUCUAGAACUGGAAUAUCUGGCUGUAUACGUCUCUGACAUCAAGAACUCCGCCUUGGAAUCCUUCGGCACCAACAGCAAAAACCUUCGUGAUUUUCGGCUAGUUUUACUUGAGAGGGAGCAACGCAUAACAGAAUUACCUCUCGAUAACGGGAUUCUUGCAUUGCUAAGGGGUUGUACAAAGCUCAGGAGGUUUUCUCUUUAUCUUAGACCUGGUGGCCUAACGGACGUCGGCCUUGGCUAUCUUGGCCAAUACAGCAACAACAUCAAAUGGAUGCUUCUCGGUCAUGUUGGCGAAUCCGAUGAGGGGCUUCUACGGUUUGCGCGAGGUUGUCCGAAGGUUCAGAAGCUGGAGCUUCGUGGCUGCUGCUUCAGCGAGCGUGCAUUGGCCCUUGUUGUGCUGCAAUUACCUUCCUUGAGGUACAUAUGGGUGCAAGGUUACGUUAUGUCUUCAAAUGGCGAAGAUCUUAUGAUUAUGGAUCGGCCGUUCUGGAACAUAGAAUUGAUCCCUCGUAGGCAAGAGGGAGGAGAAAACAAUGGAGAUCAAGUUACAGUUCAUCCGGCUCAGAUAUUGGCUUACUAUUCGAUUGCAGGAAGGAGGACAGAUUACCCUUCAUCUAUCAUUCCGCUUCUGCAAUGAUAAGGUAAGAGGAUUGCUUUUGCAGUAUAGUUGAAGAACUUGAUAGUUAUUUUAGUUCAUGUCUUCUACUCUUUCUUUUAAAUGCUUGAUCUUUCUGUGUAUUCUCAGCUCUUAUGAUAUUUUGACGAAAUGUUUUAGAAACCUAUUGAUAUGAUAUAAAUAUCUGCAUGUUUUCCGUUGA